AUGGCCCGCAAAAGAAGUAGUAAGAAGGGUGGUAAGAAAUUUCAGAAACCACAAGCUGACUGGGUUGAUUUAGCCAAGGAGAAUGCCAACUGGGAGAAAUAUUAUGAGAACAUGUUGUUUGGUGGUGACAAAGAUGAGUUCGCUAAGUUCAAGAAAGUUUGUCAGGAACCUUUGCCAAUUACUUUUAGAAUUACUGGUUCUAGAAACCAUGCUAGUGAAGUCUUAAAUUUAUUCAAAGAGAAGCAUUUAAAAUUCUUAAACGAGGUCGAAUAUGAAGGUUCUAAAAUCAAUCCACCAAUAGAAUUGCCAUGGUAUCCUAACCAUUUUGGUUGGCAAUUGGAGGUCCACAAAACUGUGAUGAGAAAGAAUGAUAAUUUUGCAAAGACACAGAGAUUUCUAGUGGUAGAAACUGACGUCGGAAAUAUCUCUAGACAAGAAGCAGUUUCAAUGCUUCCUCCAAUUCUUCUUGAUGUCAAGCCACAUCAUACUGUUUUAGAUAUGUGUGCAGCUCCUGGUUCCAAAACCGCUCAAUUGAUGGAGUCUUUGCAUAUAGACAGUGACGAACCUUCGGGUUUUGUUAUCGCCAAUGAUGCUGACAAUAAGAGAUCACAUUUAUUAGUUCAUCAAUUAAAAAGAUUAAGUACAUCCAAUGUUUUGAUUGUUAAUCAUGAUGCUCAAUUUUUUCCAAAUCUGAAGAUAAAUACUAAAGAUGCAUCUUCACAGGAAGAUUUGAAAUUCGACAGAAUCUUAUGUGAUGUACCAUGUUCAGGUGAUGGUACGAUGAGAAAGAAUGUAAAUGUUUGGAAGAAUUGGAAUACUCAGAAUGCGCUAGGCUUGCAUAAUGUUCAAUUUAAUAUCUUAGAUAGAGGUCUAACAUUAUUAAAGGAAACAGGUAAGCUAGUAUAUUCUACAUGUUCUUUAAACCCUAUUGAAAAUGAAGCUGUCGUGGCUGCUGUUUUGAGAAAAUGGGGAGACAAAGUAAGACUAGUUUGUUGUGAUGACAAGCUGAAAGGUUUAAUCAGAUCAAAGGGGUUAACAACCUGGCCAGUCAUCAAUAGAGAUAUGGAAGAAGUUCCAAGAAAUAGAAGCGAUGAUAAAAUAAACAAAUCUUGCUAUCCACCAACAGAGGAAGAGGUAAGCAAAUUUAAUCUGGACAGGUGUAUGAGAGUCUAUCCACAUCAACAAAAUACUGGUGGGUUUUUCAUUACAAUGUUUGAGAAAGUUGUCGACAAUAAAGAAACUGAUAAACCAAAGAGAGAAACUAAAAAGCAAUGCAUCGAAGCAGUUGGAUCCAAGAACACCCCAAAGAAAGUUUUACAAAAAAAUGAAGAACCUGUUAUGUUUUUGCCUUCUGAUCAUUCAGUGUUGAAGCAAUGUGCUAAAUUUUAUGGAAUUGGUGAUGCCUUUAAUAUGGAUUCAUGUUUAGUUAGGAACACUAAUGGUGAACCUUCAAAAACAAUUUAUUAUGUUUCUCCAUCAUUGAAACAAGUUAUUCAACAUAAUGACCAUAAAUUAAAGAUAAUAUAUACUGGCGCUAAGAUAUUUGUAUGUCAAAGAAGUGAUGUUGAAUGCUCUUGGAAAAUUCAAAGUGAGUCGUUAUCAUAUUUAAAACAUCAUAUGAAAUCUGAUAGAAUUCUGAAAUCUUCUAUGCUUUUAUUUAAGUUUCUAUUAGGACACCCACAAACUACUAUGGAUGAAAUAAAAAUGUCCAACGUCGAUCCAAACUUUGCAAGAGCUGAAACUCUGAGUUCAGGUUGUAUAUUUGUAGAUGUAUCUAGAGAUAAUUCAGAGAAACUGAUUUUACCUCUUUGGAAAGGAAUAAAAAGCAUUAAUCUAAUGGUUCGUAAAGAAGAUAUCCAGGAGAUGCUUUAUAGAUAUUUCGAUGUAGAAACAACAUUAAAGGAGAAGGUUAAGGAAGUUGAAUCAAAAAAUGAAGAUCUAUCACCCUGA
Molecule: messenger RNA, 1950 nt
Organism: Tetrapisispora phaffii CBS 4417
Lineage: Eukaryota; Fungi; Ascomycota; Saccharomycetes; Saccharomycetales; Saccharomycetaceae
Gene: NCL1
Product: tRNA (cytosine-C5-)-methyltransferase
Exons: 1
Coding region: 1-1950 (649 amino acids)
Biological process (GO): tRNA methylation
Cellular component (GO): nucleus; cytoplasm
Molecular function (GO): tRNA binding; tRNA (cytidine-N5)-methyltransferase activity
Source: RefSeq, a predicted model, not a curated record